Pocillopora meandrina is the source of this 22140-nucleotide messenger RNA. The record is from the annotation of a GenBank genome assembly. NCBI's taxonomy places the organism in Eukaryota, Metazoa, Cnidaria, Anthozoa, Scleractinia, Pocilloporidae.
AUGACUUCAAAUUCGUCCCAGGAGGUAAUUCAGGCGCGCCGGACAGAAUCUUUGGAUGCACCAGAGAUAUUGAAACUUGUCAGCGCCACAACAGAAAAGCUUUUUGGUCGUGUAAAUGUCGUAAAUGUUAUGUAAGUAGACUUCAAUUAAUGUGGUAGGGAUUAUAACCCAUUUAAUAAAAAUGUACCGAUGUUAUAAUUUUAUUAAGAAAAAUCUUGGUUCAAAUGUUAAUUACAGAUCAUUUCAACGUGAUAUAACAGUGAUUAUCAAAGAAAUGAUGAGCUGAAACUAUCUAUCACAUAAUUGAUUCAUGAAUCAUACAACUGACUGGAACUCUGUGCUACAGCACAAUCUAUUUUCAACAACUGGAUCUAGACUGACUCUGACUCUGGUUGAACACUAACUUAGAGCAGACUCCCUUUAACAGAUGUCUUCAACUACCACCAUUACACAGAUGACUUAAUCAUGAAGUUUAAAUAAGAAACAAACUGAACAGAAUAAAGUUACUUAAGCGAGACCAGACAUACAUGUAGACCUUUGGACUGACAAAUAACUUUUCACUUGUCUCUAAUGAUGACUUCUGAUCUGCUGUUGUUGUGAAAAAGUCAGUCACUACACUCAAUAAUAUACUUCUCAGGAGUAUACUCUCUCAGGGUUGAUUUGACUCCAUGAUUAAAUGUUAUAUAAUCUAUAAUCUUCCAUUAAUUUUGCAGUGAAAAAGCCAGUUUGGCUGUAACAUUGGUUAAUGCAAACAAUGAUGUCAUGGGCCAUGCAGCAUUCUUUGAUUACCCCAAUCUACCAAGUUUGGAUCCUGGGAAAUGGGAAGAAUGGUUUCAUACAAAAUAUGACUGCAAAAAGUGCAGUGUAAGUGUAUUUUGAUUCUGAAAUAGAUUUCUUGAUAAUAUUUAUUUCCUCAAACAAGCACCCAUGCUCUAAUAAGCACCUUCCCUAAAUAAGCACCUACCUAUAGGGUGUAGAGUCAAACACCCUCAAACACCCCUCCCAAAAUAAAUCCAAAAAUAAAAUUAAUUCUCCAAACUAUGGUUACAAGAACUGUAUGGCAGGCAGUAAGGAGAAUUACUAAUAAUACCUUGGGAGGUAAAGGCAUUAUAAAAAGGUGAUCCACUACAAGCUUCUCAGUUUUCUAAUUUGUAAUCAUUGGAAAGUGGUUGUCAUCACCCUCUGUACAUAAAAUUGCUAUGUAUAUUUUUCAAUAGUUAAUCAUCCAAAUCUAUUACUACAGUCUGUAUUGUUUUCAUUCAACCAGCCUCUCAACACCCUCUUCAUGAACUACUUUGUAGCAAAGGCAGAUUUUGCAUAUGGCUGUGCAACAGAAAUUAUCAGGUGAGUUUUUGAGUAAUCUGUAAAAAAAAUGGGCAUGUCGACUGGCAACCAUUUGAGUUACAGGUGUAUGCAGACUUAAUUUAGUCUUUUUUGUGUGUAUAAUAACAAAUUGUUAUCCUGAAAAUUGAUAAGCCAAGAGAGCUAUUUUCUUUGUUUACAGAACUGUUUUCAAUGCUGUUCCAGCUCUUCAUUAUAUUUUCCUCAUUGUACCAAGAGGAGUUGAGACAGGUAAUAUACUGGUUACCAGUAAAAAUAAAUUAUCAUUAUACACUUAGUCAUAUAGUCAAGGAAUUGAUUGGGUAAUAUUGCUUGAGUGCAAGAACUGCCCUUACAAGGGUAUGUCAUUCUUUUUUUUUUAUUUGACUCCUCUAUGAAAAUGUAUUAUAUGGUUGUAAUAAUAAUAAUUUGUAAACUUAAAUAGUGUAUGCUGCAUGACAUAAUGAUUGUGUGUGCUUUGUAAAAAAUUUCUAAAAGAUAUGAUAAAACUAGCAGAGAAAAUGGGGAAAAAAACUAAAAUUGUUUAAAAAUUACAAGAAUAAAAUGCUAUGUCUUCAGGUACUAGUGACUCACACCCUAUUUCACCCUACAAUAUUAGCCCUGAAUCACACACUUAGGUCACAUGAAUAAAGGAAAGAUUACCAAGUAAAGAAGCUCUUGAUUGUUAAACAAAUUCUCCUUGUCAGCAACCUAGGAAACUUGUAGAGAACAGUAUGGAGAAUAUGCAUAUUGAUGUUUGGAUGUAAAUGGUCGAUAAAAUUAUUAAAGAUGAGAUUCAAGGUCUUAUUAACCAACAAGUAAGCCUAUGUUGCAAGUGCAAGACAUGCAUUUCUCCUCCCACGGGCAGAUUUGAUUAAAGUUGGGGAGAGGUUAACUGGUAGUUCUUGCUGAACCCCUCGCAGACAUCUUGUUGGGUCGCAUGGCUCAGGCUUCUUACUUUUCACUGGGUAAACGAAACACUGAGCAUGUGUCAAAGUGUUAACAAUGUUAGGGUGUACUUGAAGGGUAAGGUCUUAUUGGGUAUAUGUAUAAUGUUGCAUUUCAAUAUUCUUUUCUCUUGCUUUUCUUAGUAAGUUAUUGUAGAAACACUGAUUAGGAAGCAGUUUGGUCUGCACUGUUUGGUGACAUUUUUUUCUUUUUAAUUAAGUGUAAACAUAGUUAGCAGUUUUGGUUAAUUCACACAUUGUUCAAUACAUGCAAUCUUGUCCAGCCCUUAGAUCAAAGGCUGACACUGUCAUAAUUAAUGAGUAAUUGGUAAUUUAAGUGAAUUGUGUUUGAUCUUAGUAUGUUAAUGACAUUUAGUAUGUUAAUCUCCAUUUUGCAGGACCAGUACUGACUGAAUUAUUUAAGCCAGUGGCAUUUAAAGAGAGUUUUUCUGGAAGAUUGAGUAUUGAAUUGCAAGUGUGUCAUCGUCAUGAUCACAGUGCAAAAUUACACAUCAGACCAGCAAGGUAAGAUGGUCUGGUUCUCCAGGUAUUGCUUGUUCAUCAUUCCAUAAAGGAGCUUUGUGAUACAUGUACUUCAGGGCUCCAAGUUGGGACCAUUGCAAUCUACAUGACAAGUAGGAAAGAAUUUUGGCCACACAAUUUGCAGUGACAAUGCAUAAGACUGGCAAUCUGUGUGUGGUAGUCAUGUAUUAAGGAAUGAUGUAACCUUUUUCAAUCAACUAUUUAUUUUAAUGGUUUGAAGUUAAAGUAAGAUUUACUGUUGCAAAUUUAAGAUAUCUGUAUUAAAUAAUAACAGUCAUUUCCUUAUUUCAGGCACUGUGUACCAGUAUAUAUCUAUGGAUGCAAAUUGUGCAUUUCCUUCCAGCUAUGGUGAUAUGUGUACAUGUAUAAAAUUGACACUGCACACAGUAACUCAGCUCAUGUUUCCAUCACUCAACACACCUUUGAAAAAAUCUUUUCCUUGCAGGGUUGAGGAUCAUGAUGAUCUUACACCAAUUUUUAAUCGACAAAGUGAUGUCCUCACAUCUACAUAUGGUAUGUCUCCUUUUUUAAGGGUUAAAUAACUUGAUUAGGGUCCUGUUCAAAUAAUGUCAGAAGAAAUGUGCAUAUAACUUCCAGCUACUCAUUUUUUUUUUUUGGAGGGGGGGGGGGUUAGAAUUACAUCUUAAUCAACACACCCCCCUCUUCAAUUGCAAUUUCAACCUCCCCCCCUCCAAAAAAGGAAAAAAAACAUCCAGUUGGGAAGAGAUAUACAAUGCAAGGCUCAAAUUUGAUAGACUGAUUGUUAUUUUUUUCCUUCAGGUGACUUUUUCCUGGCAGAGCUUAUAGAGGCUCAGGAUGAAGACAAUAAAUGUGUUGUUGCUGAUGUAAGUUGAUAGAUUAGCACAGAGGAGUCUCUAACCCAUAAUAUUAUACCUAACCCAAGAUCACUCUACAAGUUCUUCACACAUUCUCUGUAUAUUUCCCAUGGCUACUGACAAGAACUAAUCUAUAGUUACUCCUUGUGGUUUAUUCAACUUUACCUUUGCCACAAGUAUCUUGCUCUUUGAGCUUGUUCCUGUCACUUUUAUUAAGAAAGACAAAUGCUUCAAGAUGGGAUGAAGCAUGCUUAAAGGGAAGCGAAGUGUUUGAAACUUGGUGUGAUUAACUAUAGAUGCAUCCUAGAGCUCUUGGGGAAGAAAUUUAUGACCUAAAGUACUUUUUGUAACUUCUCUGGUUGGAACAUUCCCUGAAGAACCCUACUCAUUUUUCCAUUUAGACUAAUCACCUCAUGAACUGAUGACACUGUAUUUCUUAGAAUGAUAGACAAUGGUAGAUAAUAUCAUAUUUAAAGAAAACAAACAAUUUUUUCAGGGGUUCUUACUUAGUUAAAAAAAAUUAUCUUAAGCUUCCUUCAUCCUUUUAUGAUUCUUAAGGUGAAGGGCACUGCUGUUGGUUUUAUGAGCGUCUGUUCAAAAGUUGAUGUAGAGUUGCUGAGCAGCUGUUUUGACUUAAAGCCAUUUAAUGGAUUGCAAAAACUACAAGGCCAAACGCCAGGUACAUUAGCUAUUAAUUUGUCAAUUAAAAUCUUUGCGUAGACUGUAAGUAGCACAUGCUCUUAUCCUUUCGAUUUCUUUGCUGCUAAGCGUAACUUCGGAGGGAAUACACGAAUAAAUUAUUUGAAUGAAUAGUAUUCGUUGAUACAUGUAUCUUGAGGAUCGAUGUAGAACGGCGAGUUAAAGAUAAUAUUUUGUUCAAGAGGUUCUAGAGGGGAAAGACCGCUUUCCGCUAUUUCACUACUGUGUUUUUCACGUUGCCAGCUCUAGAACUUUCUUACGGUGAUCAAUUUACAUUAUUAACUUCGUUGAUAAAACCAAACCACAUUAUAUGUUAACUAUCACAUUCGCUGUGUUGGAAAAAUAGAAGAGAAAUCAGACCAUGUCUAACCAAAUUUGAUGACAGAACUAGAAACAAAAAGGUUUUAAAAACUGCUUAAUUUUGAAAUAUCUUAUCCAAGUUAUGUUCGGUCAGAUUGUUACAGUGUCCGAACAAAAGAAGAUUUGAGUGGAUAUACGUACCGUGAAGGGGAAAUUUUAUUUUCUGCUCUGAGGCGAUUUUUUCUUUAUCAGUUUGAAUCCUUGAAUGGUAAUCACCCACGUUCAUUUUUUGUUAUGUACAGCACUAGGUCCUGAAAAGGCACCAAGUCCUGAAAGAGAACCAAGAGUCACACCGUCAGACGAACAGGUACAAAGAACAUCGCCAUUAGAAGAACGGACAGAAACGUAAGUAAUCAAGCGAGUGAUAAUGAUUUAGAAAGGUUACUAGAUUGUUGUUCUUUUUCUUUUAAAUAACUGUAUGAGGUGCAUCCGAGAAUUGAAUUUUUCCCUCGAAAUUGCGGUUCAGGAUCCUCAAAGAGGACUACGUCUAAGAGUGUCUCGAAACUUGAUUAUCAAAACUAAAAUUUGGAAACUCGAUUCGUGAAACAAUAAAUCUUUAUUCUCGAUUCUCGAAAGGCUACAUUUGAGCGAUUCUGUAACUUUCUUCAAUAGACUUCUGUUAAAUGUAGUAACUGCUAGAGGUGGUCUUGACCUACAUACUUAUAGACAGAGCAUUUCAACUACUUUUACCACCGGCUAUGAGUGAGCUGUUUUGAUUUUGACUUCUAUUUAUCAUAUCUUCUUCUAUAUUUGUCAUGAACCUGAUUCAUUACUAAAUGAUCAAUUUUUACUGUUUUGUACGUGAGCUAUGGUUAUCUUAGACUUCAUAUCUCUUGAGCACUGACUUAUGCAACAGGGUGUUACUGCACCUAAGACUGAGGUACUUAUGCGCCUUACAUAGAGAAUAAUACAUGGGUACAUGUUGAAUGAAAUAUUUUCUUCGAGAGUUGAACUAGAUGUCUAACGAGAGAGAUGCAGAGUCGGACACGAGAAGAGAGAUUCCAUAUCUACUAGGAACCGUGUAUAAUUUUUUUUUAUUAUUAUAUAAACGCAAUAGGCCUUUACUAACGAGAAAAGUCGACUUUAUUAAUAUAUGAAAAUGGUGAACGCUUUGCCAUUCAUUCAUUAACCUGACCUGGAGUCGCGAAAGGCGAGUGACGAGUCAGCAGCUGAUUGAUGAUGUCAAACUGCGACAGCUUUCCUCAGGGCUGGAAAUCCUUGUAAAACGGCACAGUUUAUUUAACAGAUGAACGUAUUUUUUGUAGACCAAAAGACUCAGCAAAGCAGGAUAAAGUUGAAGAACAAGUGCCGGCUCACUCUGCCAGCCUCUCCAGAGUAAGUACUGACUAAUUGAAAGAAACCUGCAAAUUUCUGAUCGUAGCAGUAUGCAGGAUAUGCGUGUCACAUAUGAACCUACUCACGGCUUAAAGCUCGAUGGUAGAGCAUCAGGGCGCGGUAUCCGAAGGUCUGGGUUCGAUAUUUUCAAACACAGCCAGGGGAUCAAUUUUGACCUCCUGCCAAAUAUUUCAAAGGAACUCUGCUGAUUUUUCGUUGGGGAUUCGGUUUUCUUCCUUGCUCUACGCUCACGACUGAAGGAGUAACAUCCUUCUCCACUUCUUGAGACCUAAAAAUUAUCUUAAAUUUACGUUUCAUUUUUUUUAGGCAUCAAAGGGUGCAACCGAUGGAGAACCAAGCGCAUUUUGCAUCCAACUCUUUUGCAUCGACGAAAAAUACGAGACGAGGUCAGUAACAAAAAGAAUUACAUAUUUUUUCCUUCGGUGUAUCUGAUGUUACCGUAUUUAUUCGAUUAAAAUCUCAAGUGUUUCUGUUGAGGUCUUUGUUAAAGGAAGGAUUGUAUUUCAUUGAAGAAAUGUAAAAUGGUUUCCGUGUUUACAUAGCCUGAUGUAAACACGCGGGAGGUUGGGAGAACACGAGAUAAGCGUAGGAAACCAACUAAUGAAAGAGGAACGAAAACCGUGUUUAUAUACGCUCAUGUAAAAUGGUUUUAUGGCCAAUCAGAGCGCGCGUACUAUUUGAAUUAUUUUAUAAAAAUACUUUUUCAACAAUUGACGGCACUGAUAGUAAAUCUCUUUUGUAAAACAGGAACUUUUUCAGUUCCAAUAUCUCCCUUUCCUAAUAUUGGUUUCCAAGGAUGAAGUAUAAUGCCGACUUUUACCCUUCUAGUCAUUUUACAUAUGUGUUUUAACCUUUAAGUCUCAAUAUCUGAUAACAGAUUCUCCUCUUUAGCUGCUACACAUUUCCUUGUAAACAUGUUACCAGAAUUUGGUGUAUGAUCAGGAUAACAACUUUUACCUGAUAAGUUUGAGUCUUCUCAUGACCUAUUUGCUGGAUAUUGUACGGAUUUGAUAAGGGGAAAUUACAUGUUAAUCACUUCUGGGAGUUAAAAGGCUAAAAGCUGCAUUUUUCGCAGAGGGUACAGCGUUUAUAGUAGGGCGGCGUUCAUAGGUAAUUUUGCUUCUACAACAGCGUUUAACGGCGGCGUGUAAUCGAGUAAUACGCUAUCCUCUGCUGUUAAACAUUAGCUUAGCGUAUCCCUUUUUCACUUGAUUGUAUUAAAACAUAGUUGUUUAUUCUUUUAGGUCUAUAGAUUUCCUUCCAGCGGUGUUUGACCUAUUUCCAGUAAGUACCAAAUGCUUACUUUAGUAUUUGUGGUAAAUAGAGUGUUGUAGAGCGCCGGACAGGGUUCAACUGAGUUCAAGCCCCAGCCGGACUAACACUCAGGGAUUUAAAAUAACUUAGGAGAAUGUGGUGCCUGUGCUAGGACAUCUGCAAAUGGUCAGACGUUCUAGUGCUCUCAGAUAAGGACGAUAAACCGCAGGCCCCGUUUCUUGCAUCUUCUCUGUACUGCUUUAUGGCAGGGAACGUCAAAGAAUCCACGCACUUUUCGCAAAAAGGACUGAACGUGGCUCCCGGUGUUGUGGUCUGGCCAUGUUGUUGUUUAUACAGGCCACUAUUCAAACCAGCCGAGCUCUGAAGCUGAACAGGGCAAAAAGAUAAAUGAAGUAAAUAUAUCAGGACUGUCUGAUUGCAGAGAAACUUUAGUAACGCAGAGAGGAAGGAUUUUAGUGGUUUAUCUUAUUGCGUUGACCAAUGAACCGCUAUUUGUUAUUGUUACUAUUAUUAUUAUUUUUUUUAAUAGGAAAAAGACUACUGCAUUUUAACAAUGCCUCAUCUUGUACCAGAGUUCCCUCUUCUUCAGUCUUUUGUGGUACGUUUUCGUUGCAGUGUUAUUGCGUAGUUUUAUUGUCCUGUCUAAUUGUAAGCACAUGCAGUACUUUUCAUCAAGAGAUGUUCAUCCACAUGAUCAUGUUUUUCCUUCAUGACUCACGCUAAAGUUACCAGUUCCUUUAUUUCAGAGGGUUACUCCAAGAAAGUACAGCACAUUAUCUCAAGAGCUUUAUGUGUUUCACCGAUGGGGUCUCAUUGAGUAAGUUCUAAGUUUUUGUACGUAACAAGAUUUACUUAACUGUUUUUUGGAAUUUCAAGUUCAGGCUUAGCUUACGUUAGGAAAUCAACGAAAAUUUCCCAAAUAUUGCGUUUUAGACUUCUUUAUUUUUAUCGUUUGAACAGGUAUCUCGGAAACUCGUGGUCAGAUUUUUCUUGUCAGUUCCUUGAAUAUAACAUUUCGAACUACAAUUAUUUUUACCUUUGCCCCUGGUGUGUUUGUGUUCACGCGCGCUGCACGUGAUCUUGUAAUUCGACCAAUUAUGCCCACAGACCUUGGACUUGAAUCUGAAGCCUACCUGAACACUUGGUUUGCUAUCUCAAGCUUGUCGCUUGUUUUUUGUUUGGAUUUUAUGGCUUUUUGAAGACUUCCCUUACAGCCAAAUGUUGUACUUGAUUUGUUUUAUUCGUUACACCCGAGUCGACGGAGAUUAGGCUCUAGUCUCGUGAUCCAUACAUGAUGUUUUGUCGUUGUCAACAUCUCGUUGUUCAAUAUUAUAUUCAUUUAGAACUGUGUUUUUACUAUUUGUGCUUUUUCUUCUGGAAGAUCGUUUCAAGUGAGUCCCUGUACCUCGGCUGACACUGAAGGAAUCCAAUCUGUUGUCUCACAACUGAGUGGCGCAGAUAUCAUAAUGCAGUGAGUACAUCCACCAAAAAAUGUUGCAAAAAUAUUGCAAGUUUACACAGAGGUUUCAAUUAAGGCGAGGCACCAGCAUUUUACCGCUGCCCAUAAGACCUCUAACCACCGUCUGUUGAGCACGCGUGCAAGUUUUUGUGUCUGGGCCUUAGAGCAAAGCGGCCUUUUGCACCAUCGACAGCCACCAAGGGAAAAGAUUAUUGAAAGCGCUGUGAACAACAAUGUCAUUUUGCAACACGAUUCUCAAUGCUCAUGAUGUUGACUGCUGUCUCUAUGUUUUUAUUGCAGAGAUGUUCAGCAAUACAAUAAUGAUAGGAGAGACCCGGUAGGUUUUCAUAGUAGAUAAACGUAUAAAUUUUAUGUUAUUAUAUUAUUGCAUGCUAAUCUGAUAUCAAUUUUAUUUCAUUCUCGCGCCCUCAACCCUCAAUAUCUCUCGACGUCUUGGACCACUACUGUUGAUAAGACGAACAUCUGAAUCACAUCAUAGUAACUAAACUUAUAAAUUAAGCAUUGGUUGUCCUCUUUUGUCUCAGCAAUUGCAUUUUUCAUCUCGAUAUACCCAUUCGUGUGUCUUGUAACGCAUUUAUUCAAAUGAGCGUCGCUCAACGAGUUUGCUAAAAUCUCUUAGAGGCACCUCAUGAGUCUUUUGGACGAGACGAAACGUGGCAACAUACCAACCUUGAACUAUUUUUCAGAAAUAGUUGAUGAUUUUUAUUUUGUGAGUGCACCUCUCUUUUUGCUGUUUUUCUGGAAUCCCAAAGCCGUUACCAGACUCCACUUUUCUGGUGAGGGUUAAGUCCAAUGUUGUAUUUUUUUUCUUAAUCUUUAACAAUAUGCCUCAUUUUUAUAUGAUUAAAGGAUGGUACUGAAAUUCAGUGCUUUGUCGCUAAGAGUUUGGAUCAAGUUGUCGGCGUCGCCCUCCUUAGACGAGAAGAGGUAUCCUUUUUUUUUUUUGUUCUUUUCUUCUGUUGAGUUUUAUGUGAAGUAAAGAGCUUCGGUUCUGCAAUUUUGACCAUUUCCGUUAUUUAGCCGUUCUUUGCCAUGUAUUGUUUAAACCUUCACAUUCGUCUUCUUUCUGCUCCUUUGUAGGAUAUAGAAUAUAUCCGCUCUCAUUUCAACAUUGAAGAUUUUAUUUACUUCAAUCAUCAUAAAAGAGAUGAACAUGGCCGUCUGUUCCAUUUUGCUCUCAAUCCUGUAUUUCAGCAAUAUUCCAAACACUUUCUAAAGGUAGGUUGUACACUGAAAGUUAAAGCUUCAACAGCUCGUUACUGGUGAUGCUGGUGUGUCUUCUGACAAUCACGUUUGACCAUUACAUGUUUCUCUCCUUGUAGGAAGUGCUAAGACUGGCCCACAAAUCUUGCCUGUAUUACCCAGUCUGCCCAAGAUACACAGAAACACAACCAGUAAGUUAGCAUCAAUCUCAGAUUUGUAGUACAAACACUAUUUAUGUCAAAUAGUUUUGCGCGCGCACGAUUAAUAUCAACGUUACACGUGGCUUAAAAUAAACUCUCGCUAAAACUGGGAAAUAUCUGGUAAUAUUCUUCAAAUGAUUUUCAUCAAUUUCAAAGGCAUUCACGAAAAGUCUCGUUUUCAGUUCAAUUUAAGAUGGAGAAGUGUUUUUCGGUCAAAUCUAUCGUUUACAAAGUCAUAAGUGAAAAAUCUGACAAGUCAGCUUCCACGCAGUAAAUGUAUUUGACGUCGAGCUCUUUUGCAAAAUUUCUUCCCGCGCGCUUAAAAAAAUCUUAGAAGGAUAAUUACCGCCGUAGUCUUUACUGGCCUCUAAAUUCCACGAAGCUUACAGUUUUCCUCUACCUUCUUUUCUGGGAAAACUGUUCACUUCUCAGAGCACAUAACGUCCGCGGAAAAAUAGCUCGGCAUGUUUUCGCGUCAAAGGAAAACGUAUGUAUUCGUAAACAUAAUAUUUCCUUACAGUUUUUAUUCCAGAUCUUCAACCAAAUUCAGGCUGUUUAUGUUUGUUUUCAGGGCUCCAAACCUCAUACGACUGUGACGGCGCUUAAUGACUUGGUACCAAUCAGGUGUGUAACGGAACGUCCUCAUAACAUUGAAAAACGCUACGAAAACUGCUUCUAGCGGAAGUUUGACUGUAUCAAAUGUUCAGGCGUAAUUAUUCCUCCAUGUUCCUGCUAAUGAUGUUAAAAAUGUUUUGCUACAGAGCUCGUCGUCAAAUUAUAUACCCAUUGGAUAAACUGGGCGGAAAUGCUCCCUCAGAAAGAAUCUUAGCAAAUAAGGUAACUUAAUUUCUUUUUGAUGAAGGUAGUUGUAUCGUGAAUGGCUUAGAGCCCAAUAUGCAGAAUGAACCAAUAAGAAACAAGGGCAAACGCACAUUACUGACAUUAAGCGCGGGAAAACGCGUGUGACCAAAUGCCGGUUGGUUUUAUUUCUACAGUUGAUUGGUUAGUCCUCGUUAUUUCAACUAAUCACAGACCGUGAAUACAUCACCCCGUGAUUAAUUUCACGCCUAACAUGGGUCAUGUUGCGCGCGAAAGAAAUCGCAGUUAGCUUUGUUCUUGUAGCCCACUGAUUUAGGAGGCAGCGCUAGCUAUUUCAAACAAUCUCAAUGGGUUGUGAUGCAAACUAAAAUCAAUUCAUGGAGUCGUCUUUCAGGCCUUUAUUUCGUUGUUACAUAAAUCGAGUAAUUGACUAGGAUUUAGUUGUGUCAUGCGCUACUUGUGGUCAUUACAACCAUUAGGAUUUAGAAACAGAAACUCAUUACUUCUUAUUUUUCUAUUUUCCCCUUUUCUUUUGGAGCAGUGGAAGAUGUGGAUCCCUGGCAACUUAUUUUCAUUUUUUUAAUUUUUAAUUUUUUUUUUCAGGAACCCUUUGCUUUGACUCAUUUGAACAGAAAAUUAACUUUAGAACCAAAGGUUUGUUUGUCUCUUUUCAGUGAUCUUUACACCUCGUUGGUUAUGCCUGUGGCAGACCGCGUUAAUAUUCGCUUGAGUGUCGUUGCAAGAUGUGGACAUUAGCCACGUGCUUGUGCUUCUCGCUGAUGUUAAGCUGAGGUUGCUAUCUGGAUGGGUGACCGCACGUAAUAUCCCGGGUUGUUGACUUGUCUUUUCUUGUCUUCGUUUUUCGAUUUCAUUCCUGCACGUUGAAGAAUCAGCAUUAACUUUGUUAUUUUCCACGUAAAACCAGAGUAACUGUAGAUGACGACCAACGUAUCCCACGUUAACACCUCCAGUCGUCUUGUUUACGUAUACAUGUGCCAUUUGUAACUUACCAUGACAAUUUCUUUUCGAUUUAAUUAUUUAACAGGUUACCAUUAAUGCUCGGAUUGUUGUGGUUGGAGCAUCAGAUGUGGGGAUAUCUUUCCUUGAAACCCUCUUGUUUUGGUGAGUUUGCCUUUCUGUAGUUUUUCACAAAAAUUCGUAGUAAAAUGAAUGAUCGACGUCAAGGGCGGCAUGAAUUUUUUAUACCAAAGCGAAGGAGAGCAAACCAAACCGAUCGCGCACUAAUUUCGACAAUGUUGAAAAGUGAUCGAAGUUUGACCUACAUACAUUAGAGAAUUCAGCGAGCGGCUUGAUUCUAAUCAGGCUAGUUUCCUCACAUGGAAAGUGAGACACGGAUUAAAAUAUUUAGUAACAGGUUACCGUGUAACUCAGGCCCCAGCCUGAUAGUGAUUUAUCCGUUGGAUAGCGUUAUUCGACCUUUAUACAAAUGGGCCCUGGAUGGUAACUAUAUACUUCUCUUUUCUGUUUUAGCCCGCAUCUUCGUUUCAACAAUUUAACGCUAGUAUCCACACAUGGUUUGCCAGGCCAGCUUCCUCCAGACGAACUGCGUUCAAAGUGCCUUCCUUCCAGGUAUUGAACUCAUCUGUGCAGUGUGUUUUUCUUUUCUUCCCUGGUAUCUGCAAGUGGCUUCUUAUGUGAAAAUUCCUUUCCACUUCUCUUUUAAAUUAAACCCGUUACAGCGAGCGCUUCACGAUAGCCUGGUGUCUAACGCAUUGUUUCAUCUAAAGGUCUGAGUUAUAUUUCAAGCCAGAACAAUCAUGUUUUUGGAACUGUUAUUAUUAUUGUCCAUAAAUUUCGCCUAGGUUUAGAUCCGCGGAGAUCAGUCUUGAGCAGAGGUGACUAAGAAACUCGACCCUAGACUUUCAGAUUUCCUUGAUCGGAACACAGUUUGUUAUUAUGAGUUUGCUUACUUUUGCCUUCCUUAGUCUUUGUUAUACUCAAGACGAUUUCACUCACAUGGCAUUGGAAACCUGGAUCAAGGUUGUUGAGGGCAAAGUCAUGGCACUUGACAGGUAAUUCUCCUUACUAUCUGCCAUACGAUAUAUAUGAUGUUAGUUCAGAGAAUUUGGUACUGGAUCAGCUGAUAAUCUCCUUGUUGAUAUUUUUCUUUAUUCUUAUCUCUUGUCUGCUUGAUAUUGUAUUGAUAUUGUGAGGAGAAAUUCUGUCUUGGUCACUCAUUUAAACUCACUUGGUGAGGAAGGUCCUUGCAUCUCAAGAAGAUGUAUUUUAAGGUCCUUCCUUCGGUACACUGGAAAGCCAUUCAUUAUAACCUCGUUUGAUACCUAGUUACGUUAACAGAAUUAUAAAACACAAUUGCAAGUAAACAGGAUAGAUUAGUUUGCAGUUAGACUGACGUCGCCGUUUCGUUUCGGCUGAGGCAAUUUAUCUUUUGCCCUGAAUGCCAACGGGCAUUUCAUCAAAACAACGAUGUGGUUAGAAAUCUCCCUGCGAUAAAUUUACAACUUCAAUAAAUUCCCGACGGGACUUGACGCGCUAUGCUUUCUAAAGCAUCCCAGCGCGAAAUCGCAACUCUCUGUGCUAGAAUCCUCACAAAUUGUUUUUCUUUUUUUUUUGUUUUGGGUCUGUUUUAUUGUUAUCUACAGAACGAACAAGGUCGUCAAAGUGAGCGAAGGAGCAUUCAUUCCUUAUGAUUACCUUACUCUGUGCACUGGUCAGCAGUUUCAAAUCCCUGUACCUACUGGCGCUGAUAUCUCCACUUUAGUCACUACCAGUGAGGUGACAAUACAUCAAGUAUCACGAUACACGGGCCCCCUGCCAUCGUCAGUGUUCACUGUUAAUACAGAAAAAGACUGUGAGAACGUGUUAAGCUUUAUCCGGGGGGAGUUUCUUACAGGUGAAGGUAAGCCGUACGUGAUAAAGUUAAAAUGGUUACUGUUUAGUUACUGGUAAGAGAUGAGGUCAGGUGGUUUAUUUAGGAGAAAAGGAUAACUUUUUUUCGAGGGGAUGCCUUUUAUGACAGAGCCAGUGGUAAAUACAAUAUGUUAAACGAUCUCAGUGGUGGCGAAAGAGGCAUCUCUCCAUGGAACAUUUACAAAACCAUAUUUUAGACCUCAAUUUGAUCAUAUGCAACUUUGGUCACCAAUGUAUGCGUGUGUUAUUUGAAUCAUAUUUAAGAAAUGUGGAAAUUUGUUUGACACACCUCUCUCCUAACAAUUCCAAUAAGUCAUGUCCGUUGGUCGGAGCACCCAAUAAGUAUUUGGGAAGCCUGGUUUCGAACAUGACGGAGCCUUAUCUGUUUAGGCCUCCUUUGUUGCAAUUUUUACAAUUGCGGUCAACCUGGGAAUAAUUCGCCAUUCGUUAUCAUCCACAGGUCCAAAUAUGUUUGAAGCAAUUUUCAUUUGAAUGCCGAAAGCAAGUAGGGCUUGCUAUGGUUUUUUCUUUACCUCGCACUGUGAUUGGUUCAAAAAAUCUCGCGCCACUUUCUCAACAAAUCAGUUUCGAAACUAAAACCAAUCACGUCUUGAUCACGCGUUUUCCCGCCUUAAGGCUCCUUGUGAUAUUUUUUCUUUGAUCUGAUUGGCUGUUGUGAUUACGUUGGUUUUGGUUUUGCGACACCCGAUCAAAAAGCGCUCUUUUUCACUUAUUUGUAAUUUAGCAGUUUUGUUUUGUUAUGUGUUUUUAAGGAAAAGCCCUUGUGUACGGAAACACACUGGAUGCUUUCGUCAUGGUGCAAACCCUUCUAGCGGCUGGACUCCCUGGAUCACGUGUUGUGCUUGUUCAGCCUCCAGUCUCGUUACCAACCUGUUUUAAUAACCCGUUUAUCGAGGAUGCGGUUUCUGCAGCACUGCAUGAAUGUGGUAAGAUUCCCUAAGUUAACACACAUUAAUGUGCAUGGUAAUAGUGACAGUUUUGUCCAAUCUUUUCAGUUUUUUAUUUUGUUUUGUUCGUUUGUUUCUAAUGGUUUUUGUUAACGUACACGAUUUAACUCUAACAUUUUUGGUACAAUGAAAGCUUAACCCUUCAACUCCCAGCAGUGACUGAGACAUACUUUCUCCUUACAAUAUCAUAAUAAGCAGACUAGUGAUGAAAAUAGAGAGAAAUAUCAGAGGAUUAUCAUUUAAUCUUUAAUACUUAAGUUUCAAAAUUAUAGGCAACGUAAAGAAGACAGUGAGGAGAAUUUCUAAAUAGAUCUUGGGAGUGGAAGGGUUCGAGAAUUCAAUAUUCAUUUUAUUUUUUCGUAGAAAAGGAAGGAAACUCUUAUAGUUUAGUUAAAUUUCAUCAGGACCUUCCAUUUGAGUCCGCUUAUGGAUUGUACAAAAUAUUGCAACCUGGAAUAGUUUAGUACACCAACAAAAAUUUUCAAAAAAUUCUGUGAAUCUGCAACUUUCGUUGACGUUAUUUCUCUACUCUUUUCUCCCUUACAUAUUAUUCUUUUAGACUCGUUUUCCGUUUAAGAACGUUUUUAUUCCAUAAUCGUAACAUUUUGCCCUGAAAAACAGUAGAGUUUAGCUACCCCAUUGCUAAAUUCAAAUUGAUUUUUAUGUUUGUUUACUUAUCAUAAUUUUAAAUGUAUUCGCAUAGGCACCGCAUGAUCCCUUGCUUGGGUAAAGAUCAUUAUAAACUCUAUGGGAACCAGUUUUAUUUUUUCAUUAUUGUCCCUAAAGGAGUGGCGUGUCAUGUCGGCUACACACUCGCCCAGUGGAAUGACGGGGAGGUCGACCAGCCUCUGUCACGUGCUACGUUUACGUCAGAAAACAAACCACUCAGUGUUGACUGUGAGGUGAGCUUACUUGACACGAUGAUAAAGAGAAGAAUCUUUGCACAAAUUUUCAAGUUUCUUUAAUCAAUUAAUUGGCCACCGUUCCUUAGUUAUGAACGUACGAAAAACAAAUAAUGCACUUUACCUACAUGAAAAGGUUGCGCUUGGCAGAUGAUAUACAGAACACUUUUCGCGUGAUAAAUACGUGGCUGACUUCUUUGUGUCGUCUUCAGUGCAUGCGCGAUGUAUAUUGAGUGGUUGUUUAUCACAGUGUAUCGUCCUGUCUCACAGAUUUCGAGCGGGCCUGGGUAACUACGACAAGAUGGUCUAAAGCAAAACCUGUCAUUCUUAUCCUAUGCAUUCUCGUUCCUUCUUAGUGUAUUCUUCCCAUUUAGUGUUUUUCUCUUAUCCUACGAUUUGUGCUGUUAAGCUAAAUGUAAUUUAGCAGGUCAACUAAAAAAAUUUCGCGACCUUCCAAUAUAUUUACUUCAAUUUUCCAGGCGUUCUUUUGCUUCCAAUCCAAGAAGGUUGACCACGACGCUUUUAAAGGUAAUUUUUUUUGUCGUUGCUAUUUUCUGUUUAGUGAUCAAGUAGUUUUUUCAUGGAUUCAUUUGUCCAUUCAUUUCAGCCAUUAAUGACAGCUGUCUUGUGUUUGACGGAAGAUUAGUCAUCGACGCAGAUUUCCACACAAAUGACCCAUGCAUUAGAGCUGCAGGACCACUAACGAAAUUCCAGCGGAGAUACCAUGCAGAAUCUUGGUAAUGUAUCAUACUUAUCAUAAUAAGUUGUCUAUGGUUGUCAUAAUUAUCGGUCGUUGUGGUGGCCCGCCUAGAAUGACGGAUUAUACUGCAGUCAGAUGUACGUCAACGGGAGAUUACGGAAGUUUAACAUUUAAAGACCCGUAUAUCAGCUUCCAUAUUCUCCAUAUUGUUGUCCAUACAUUUCGUAAGGUGUUGACAAGAAGAAUUUGUUUAGCAAUCAAGAGCGUCUUGAGUUGGCGAUCACCUUUUAUUUUUGUAACCUGGAUGUGUGAUUCAGGUGUGAUGUUGGAAAAAGAAAUCAGAUGUUCGUCACCCUCAGGGAUCAAAGUGCUUGGUCAUUAAGUCUUAGGUAACUCGCUUUGGAAGCUGGUAAAUGAAAGUGAAGCAGUGUAUGCUGUGUAAACACCUUUUGAUUUCCAAUCAGUAUACAUGUUUUUCUACAUGCAUUCUUCAACAUUUUUCUCGUUCUCUUUUCAUUUUUAGGACUCAUGGAAACUUCAACUCCAAGGAGGUAGGUGAAGAACUGGCGCAGUCUUUGUUAACAUUGUUUGAUCCCACCCUUGACGCCAUGCUUCUCGACACGGAGACCCCACGAGAGCAGCAUUUACUGAUACCAAUAUACACCAAACCGAAGACAGUCUCUGCUAUGUUACCAGGUGAGACGACUUCCAUGCUAGAGAAAAUUCAGCGCACAAUUGGGUUAAUUUGCAUCACUGCACUCUUUGAUUCUCGCGCGAAACUCUUAAGAAAUAAGAAGAGAAUAAAAAUAACAGUUAACAAAUGAGUGACGAGCAUUAUAGACCAGCACUAGUUUAGACUAGUUUAGACUAGUUUAGACUAGACUAGUUUAAUGUUGUAAUUUGAGAUUGCUUUGACUCUACUUUACGUCGUUCUGUGAAGCUAGCGCAGGCUCCCAACCACUCUGUCACUCUCAUUUUCCUGCGUGUUAUCUCUUUGAUGUAGAGUUUUCUCGUGAUUCCCAACAAGCUCCUUAAGCGUAAGUGGGAAAAUCUUCGACUUUAGAGCCGAGAAAGUUUUUUUUUCGCUUUAAACUACCCUUCAAGACAAUUAAUUUGAUUUUAUUAACUGACGAAGGACUAACGCUCGUAACGUCAGCUUUAGAAACUCUUUGCGGUGGUAAAUUUACAUUAUUGACUCAGAUGAUGAAACCAAAUUAUCUCGUAAUACCCCAAACCGACGUAGCACCACAUUUUCUUUAGAAAUUUACCUCCUUUCUCUUUCGAGAAUGUCCUUUAAUUUGGGGUAUUUCGGACGUUUAUUUGAACAACCAAAAUUUAGGACGCGUAUAGCAUUUGGUGCUUGAGGGGAAAUCUUCAAGUAAAGUACAGUUAAACCAUUUAGCACUAUAGAAUCUGAUCAUAAAUUGGCUCAUGAAAGAGUACGAGCGCCUUCAAAAGAAGAGGCUUUCAAAUAAUGAACUUAACAAUUCAUGUAUUGCAGGGGGAUAUAAUUACUUGCAAGUCGGUAAACCAAGCUUGAAUAUUCCAUUAGACGCUCAUAUGGUACAGCCUGAAUAUGUAAGUAGGGAGGAUUUGUCAUAGAAAAUAUUGAUUUUCAUUGUAGUUCUGUAGCUUAAGGAACGUUUGAUGGUCAGGCUAUCCGGAUCGUAUUGAUCAUGACAUUUCGACUGCUAUACUGCUAGCUUUCGUCAGGCAACGAGGUCGAAAGUUCACGUGUCGCUAUUUAUAGUACCUUUGUUUGCUGUUUAUAAUGUGUUUUUGCGCGCUGUCAUUGGUGUAUUUCGAUCCUCAUUAUUAUUACUGCCCCUUGUUAGAAAGGUGAGAUGGAAAGUUUAUUUUAAAAGGUAUAUAGCAUACACAUGAAAAUAUAUCAUUUUCAUCUCCGCCAUCAAAGAAUGUGUGGGAGGUUGUAAUACCAAGCGGGUUUGGAUGCGGCCAUUUUGAAUCUUGCUGAGCAACCCGGCCGCUGCAUGGCAUAUGAAUUCUUGAUUCGAAAAAAAGUUCAUUUUCCUUUCUUACAGGGCAGGGAACUUAUCACCGGUAAGGACCAUGAGCAAGGCUACUUCCGCUUGCACGUGAAUCAGCACCGCUUCAUAGAGACAAUUACGUGCUGCACUCGACAGGUUAGUGAGACCAUCACGUAUUUAGUUGUGAAGUGCGCGUGUUUCUUCCAAGGCGGUGAGAAAUUGGUGGUUUACAGUUCUUCUCAUGAAACCAAAAUGUGAGCAUCUUAACUUCAAACACUCGGAAUCUCUCUAAUUACUCCUCUAUUCUAACUUUACACUUUUAAAUUUUUCGUUUUAGAACUUUUAAGGUGGCCUUGUUUAAAGUGAAGACGCCAUCCUGCCAUCUUGUCUCAUUCUGUACCUUUUUUCUUGUUUUACAGGGGCUUGAUACAAGUAACCUUGUGUGUUUGUAUGCCCUGCAUGAGCGAUACCUGAACAAUUUGUUGCAAAGAUUCGACGAAGGGCUCAUAGAUGAUUUCUACAGGUACAAAAACGAAGAGUUUUCGUUUUCUUACUUUGGGGUUUGUAUUGUUGUGACAUAUAGACCAAUGAAUGGACGGACAUAAAGUUAAGUAGGCAGGCGGGUAUAAGUAGACAUAAACAGACAGGCAGACGGUCGGACAGACGAGCAGACGAAUAGACAGAUAGAUAGACGACAGAUUGACAGACAGACUUAAAAGGAAAAAACACAUGAUUAUAGAGGGUUGGUUUUUAAAGAUACUGUGGUAUCACAGAUAAGUUGGUUUCAUCAAUUGAGUCGAUAUUGUAAGUUGGCCACCGUACAAAGUUUAUAAAGCUGGUGUCGAGCGUUAGCCCUUCUUCAGAGUGAAAGACAGUCAGAUAGAUAGACAUGCAGACAUACAGAGAGACAGACAGACAAACAGACGCAGACAGACUGACUGACAGACUGACAGACGGACUGUUAGCCAGACAGAGAGAGACAGAUCUCCAAACAAAUAGAAGACAUUCAGACAGAUAGGUGAGCAGAUAUACAGACAGACAGAUAGACAGAAAGACAGACAGAUUGACAGACAGAGUGACAGACUGACCGAUAGACAGACGGACAGACAGACGGACAGACAGACCAACAGACAGACCAACAGACAGAAAGACACAUCAGCUGGCAGGCUUCAGCUAGGCUUGAUUAAAAACCGGAAGGACAUUCAGGAAUGUUGUUAAUGUACAAUUAGUUUGGAAAACACUACUGACAUUGGUAUAUCCAAAUUAUAACUUAUCAUCGCUUUCAAGUCCUUAAACGUUUCUUUGUGCACAUUUUAGCUUUUUCCGAGAGUCCUGGUGCCUUGCCGUUUUCCACGAUAGAUUCAAAGAUUUCAGGGAUGAGAUAAGAGAACUUCUUGUAGCAAAACCUGUAAGUAAAAUGUUGGAAAUUAUUUUGAGCCAUAAUCUAUAGAGCCAAAACCAGAGUGGUCACAACCACCAAUCAGAACAUCGGUUUACAUUAUCAUUAACCAAUCAGAACAAUGAUUUACAUCGUCAUUAACUAAUGAGAACUCAAAGUAAAAAACUACUUGAAGCGCGGGAAAACGCGAGUGACCAAGUUGAGAUUGGUUUUAGUUUUACAUUUGUUUGGUUAAGAUGGCGGCGCGAGAUUUCUGGACCAAUCACUGAGUGAAGUAAAGCAAAACUAAAGCAAUUCAAGAUCACUUUCGAUACUUAAUUGAAAACUUCUCUGUUAUGGAUCUCGAUGCCAAGUAUGUGCCAGCUAUGGAGUUUUUAAAGGCAUCAUUGAAAAUUCAUGAAACACUACCGUCAAUAUUUUAUGCACUUUCCAUCAAUCCUUUUUUUCCCUUCUUUCCCCUUAUAAAUCCCAGAACAUUAUAACUUUGGUUUUGAAUUUAUUAAGUGCUCACUACGACGAUUAUGUUAUGACUUUAAAUGGUGUAUGUAUCAAGCUAAAAUAGUGUUGUUACAUUUGCCAUAAUUCGCUUGAUACUGACAGGCGCAGUAACAUGUGUAAACCUAUGUAAACCUGUGUAAAAGUAUUUCGUUGCGAUCUUGACCUAACGCUUAAAGCUGUGUUACCAGAAUUUCACGCACAUGUUGUAUGCGUAAGUCGAAGAAAAACAAGCUUAUGGUAUAAACUAACCCGAAGAACUGUACAAGCAAACUAACUUAACCCUCCCCUCUCAGUCCGCCGAUGUACCGUCAUUGGAGGAGAAAGUACGGAAGAUGAUAGACGAAGACUUAGUGGUGAGUUACUCUGACGUCCAAGCUCUUUGCUUAGUGUUUUGGUUCAUACACAAGUCGACAAAAUUGGUUUGCGAUAGCUUUGAUAUAGAUGGCUACAAAAGAGGUUUUCAUUUAUGAAUUGAAACUGAAAAACGUCCUAUUAAACUUGUACCCCACGACUGGCACUUGAAUGGUCAAGCUCAAGGAUUCUGGUUUAGAGCGUUUUGAGUAAGACCACCCUCAACGGCAUGAUGAACAGUACCUCAUGUACUGCUCGUUAGAUUUAAUAUGAAUUGUUACUCACUCUAUAGCCUGCGGGCAGUCCUUUAUUCUUAUUAGCGCUGCAGAACGUACGUUUUUCCGCUCGCACGAAAAUUUCAGACGAGUCAAGGAGAGGUUUGUUGGGGUUCGAGUGUUAAUUGCGUUGCUUCACGUCCCAUAUAUUCCCGUGGGCGAAGAAAGACUCGUGCCGAAGUGUUAAUAAUGAGGGCCUAGGUACAAUUUUUUAAGUGAGAACCACCUCGGACAAGAAAAUAACAUGAAGUUGGGGCUUAGCAGCUUUCUUACACACGAUUGCUCACACACUAGGCGUUUUAAAUCCUCAAAACAUUGGAGGCACCUUGUUUAUUGUAAUAAGCCGUAUCAUCUCAAAGAAUUAUUGUGAAACUUGCAGUUUAACAGCAUUAUAAACGGCGCACCCUUUUCAAUUUUUAUUUUCAGUUGACCAAGGAUCAGCGCCGCGUUCUCUCAGACUCGUACAUGGCUUCAUCUGCUAGAAAGGCAAUCGAGCAAAGAUUGCUUGGAUUCCUCAGCUACAACUCCAAUCACUUGCCCAUGUAUGCCAAACCUGGCAUGGUGUGAUGUCAUUUAACUCGUCAUCGGCGUUUCCUUUUUUGUAGAUAAGCGUGGUACUAUUGGUUGAUUUCACUGCUUCAGUGUUACGCAGGUUCAUCGGAAAGUCCAAACGGUUUCGAUAAAACUGCAAGGGCUUGUGUACUGUAUAUUGUCUUCGAGUAGUAUCGAAUUGAAUGAAAAAUAAGGAAUUUAAGGAAAAUAAAUUACUGUUAUGUGUAUAUCAUCGACGAUCGAGAAAUAAACCAAAAAAAAUUAUAUAUUUAACAUCGAGUAUGUGGUGGCUUCUGUACUUCGACAGGCGAACCUCGUACCUCAAGAUGACGGCGUUUUUACUUUGGGCUUAACUCACCUUAACUCGUAAACUUUCCUGUUUGCGGCGACAAUUUCUAGAUCUACCAUUUGUAAUGAAACCCAAAUAUUCAUAUUCAUACUUCUUUUCAUUUUUAAAUACGGCAAAAAUAUACAUAUUUUCCAUUGCUUUAUGAUAUAAGUUAGUGAAAUAUUGAAUGUAAAGAUCGUUGUUAAUCAGUUCAGGUUAGGUUAAGAGCAAUUCAUUGUUUCAUCGUUA